AUGAUGUUUUACGCGACCGGUCACACUAGUCAUUGUUUUGAUUCUUUUCUUGCUUUGUUUUUUUCACUACCCUUGGAGUUCUUAAUUAAAAGCCUUGUCCAUGGAGCAGCAACUGGAGAAGGUCUUGGGAGAAAUCGCCGCGCGACAAGACACCGUGGGAGCUUUGCUGGCGAAUCGUCAGGGAUUGUGUCUUGGCACCAAGGGCGACAUUGAUCCAAACGUGUCCGGCAUCGGAAUGGCCAUUUCCGAACAGGUGGCCAAACUGGAGCCGAACACCACGGUUCCGGCAACAAUUUGCCUGUACAGCGGCAACAAGCGCUGUGUGAUUCAGAAGGAUGGCGAGAUCACAGGCGUGAUCUUCAAGCAGGAGACGCCUGCAUCGGCGACCGCCGCCAGCAACUAACAGAAGCUGGGGCCUCAAGCGCAACUCUCAGGCCAAAUACGCAAGUCAAGAUACGGAUACAAAGUCAAAAUACAGAUAUAUCUUCCAAGAUGCGACAGCUUCGCUCGAUUGCCCGAGGGCAGCGCAUGUUACAUUUGCCUCUCGUUCUAACCGAUAACCCUAACCAUUGUUUUCUACGACUCGCAUAGCUAUAAGCAUUACGGAUUACGCAUUACGGAAUAUGCAUUACGGAUUACGCAUUACGGAAUACGCAUUACGGAUUACGCAUUAAGCACUGCUGUUAGUCGCCAUGUCUAAAUCAGCCUAGCGCUAUCAUAAUGUAUGUACAUAUAGACAGACUUUGUACGUUUAAGCCCAAAAGUGAUUGAAGCAUAUACACCAAUUAAAAUUAUAGCGAUGAAGCAAGCCA
Drosophila eugracilis is the source of this 812-nucleotide messenger RNA. RefSeq lists its product as uncharacterized. Bases 101 to 403 code for a protein of 100 amino acids. Gene Ontology annotation, molecular function: guanyl-nucleotide exchange factor activity. The record is from RefSeq and is a predicted model, not a curated record. Gene Ontology annotation, cellular component: Ragulator complex; lysosome; cytoplasm. The transcript is spliced from 4 exons. Gene Ontology annotation, biological process: cellular response to amino acid stimulus; positive regulation of TORC1 signaling. NCBI's taxonomy places the organism in Eukaryota, Metazoa, Arthropoda, Insecta, Diptera, Drosophilidae.